Messenger RNA from Pongo pygmaeus (Bornean orangutan), 2685 nucleotides. RefSeq lists its product as uncharacterized. Gene Ontology annotation, molecular function: ribosome binding; GTPase activity; GTP binding. Gene Ontology annotation, cellular component: cytosol; ribonucleoprotein complex. Gene Ontology annotation, biological process: cytosolic ribosome assembly. The record is from RefSeq and is a predicted model, not a curated record. Lineage: Eukaryota; Metazoa; Chordata; Mammalia; Primates; Hominidae.
AGGAGUAGGGCUGGUGGGGCUGCCGCAGCCGAUAAUGAGGAGUACCUGAUUAAUCUGAUAGACUCUCCAGGACACGUGGACUUUUCCUCAGAAGUGUCAACUGCUGUUCGCAUUUGUGAUGGACGCAUCAUUGUGGUAGAUGCUGUGGAAGGAGUCUGUCCACAGAUUAAUGUGCUCACAGGAACUCUUUUUACUUCUAAAGUCCUAGGAGAAAGAGCAGAGAGAGAGACUAAAUCCCAAGUGAAUCCAAAUUCUGAACAAGGAGAGCAAGUAUAUGACUGGAGCACUGGCUUGGAGGACACAGAUGAUUCUCACCUUUACUUCUCUCCAGAACAGGAAAAUGUGGUGUUUACCAGUGCAAUAGAUGGGUGGGGCUUUGGAAUUGAGCACUUCGCCAGAAUCUGUAGUCAAAAAAUUGGCAUGAAAAAGGAAGCUUUUAUAAAUCUGUAGGGAGAUUACUAUAUAAAUAUGAAGGCUAAAAAGAUCAUGAAGGGUGAUCAGGCCAAAGGAAAGAAACUUUUAUUUGUACAGUUGAUCCUGGAAAAUAUAUGGAGUUUGUAUGAUGCUGUCUUGAAAAAGGACAAAGACAAAAUUGAUAAAAUAGUGACUUCUUUAGGAUUAAAAAUUGAAGCCCAGGAGGCACGACAUUCAGAUCCUAAAGUUCAGAUCAACGCCAUUUGCAGUCAGUGGCUACCCAUAUCCCAUGCUGUUCUUGCUAUGGUGUGUCAGAAACUUCCUUGUCCCCUUGAUAUUACAGCCGAGAGAGUGGAGAGACUGAUGUGCACAGGAUCACAAACUUUUGACUCUCUUCCACCAGAAACUCAAGCACUCAAAGCAGCUUUUAUGAAAUGUGGAAGUGAGGACACUGCUCCAGUUAUUAUAUUUGUUUCCAAAAUGUUUGCGGUUGAUGCUAAGGCCUUGCCUCAGAAUAAGCCAAGGCCUCUCACUCAAGAAGAAAUUGCUCAGAGACGUGAACGUGCAAGACAAAGGCAUGCAGAGAAGCUUGCAGCAGCGCAGGGACAGGCACCCUUGGAGCCCACCCAAGAUGGGAGUGCUCUUGAAACAUGUCCAAAAGGAGAGGAGCCAAGAGGUGACAAGCAACAGGUGGAAAGUAUGACCCCUAAACCUGUGCUCCAGGAAGAAAACAACCAAGAGUCUUUUAUUGCAUUUGCUCGGGUGUUCAGUGGUGUGGCUCGAAGAGGGAAGAAAAUUUUUGUCUUGGGGCCCAAAUACAGUCUUCUUGAGUUUUUACGAAGGGAAUCCUAUUCAUCUUCUUCACCAAUAUGGUUUGUGGACUCUGAUGAGCCAAAUCUGACAUCAGUUUUGGAACGUCUAGAAGAUACUAAGGACAACAUUUCGCUUCAUCAGCAAUUGAAGUGGUUGAUAUGUGGACUCUGCAGAUUAUAUAACCUUCCUAAGCACCUGGAUGUUGAGAUGCCAGAUCAACCACUACCCAUGGGUCAGUUAAAAGAAUAUUGGCACAGGAAGAGCCCUGGCAUUCCAGUAGGAGCUAACAGGAAAGAGAAAAUCAAUGGCAGUAGCCCUGACACAGCCACUUCUGGUGGUUACCACUCACCUGGGGAUUGAGCAACAGGUAUCUACGGGGAGGGCCCUGCAUCAUCUGCUACCCUGAAGGAUCUGGAGAGCCAGUACCAAGAACUAGCAGUAACCCUGGACCCUAGCUCCGCAAUAAUCAGUCAACUCAGUGAAAACAUCAAUUCACUGGCUCACACAUUGAAGGAGGAGAAGCAUGAGAUACAUUGGGUACAGAAGCUUGGGAGGAGCUUGUUCAAACUCAAAAACCAGAAGGCUGAACCUCUGGCCCCAGAGCCCCCAGCAGGGCCCUCUGAGGUGGAACAGCUACAAGAUGAGACCAACCACCUAAGGAAGGAGCUGGAUAGUGUGGGAAGACAGCUCCAGGCUGAGGUGGAAAACAAUCAGAUGUUGAGUCUCCUGAACAGGAGACAGGAAGAGAGGCUACGUGAACAGGAGAGGCUGCCAGAGCAGGAAAGGCUGCUGGAACAGGAGAGGCUGCUGGACGAGGUGGAGGAGCUGCUGGAACAGGAGAGGCUUCAGGAGCAGGAUGAGAGGCUGUGGCAGCAGGAGACUCUGCGGAAGCUGGAAAGGCUGCGGGAGCUGGAGAGGAUGCUGGAGCUGGGGUGGGAAGCCCUCUAUGAGCAGCCGGCCAAGCCACACAGUGGCUUUGAGGAGCUGAACAAUGAGAACAAGAGCGCACUGCAGUUGGAGCAACAAGUAAAGGAGCUGAAGAAGCUGGAUGAGCUGAAAGAGACGGUGGCAUUUUUCAACUCUGCUGGAGCCAGUGCCCUGGAGGAGCAAAGGGUGUGCUACCAGCGCCUGGCUCACCCAGUGGCCUUGUCCCAGAAAAAGCCAGAGGCAGCGGCCCCAGCCCCAGAGACUGGGGGUGAAUCUGUGUGUGGGGAGACCCACCGGGCCCUGCAGGGGGGCCAUGGAGAAGCUGCAGCAACUUUAUGGAAGGAGAAGGUGGACCUGAAGGAGGGGGUGGAGAAACCAGAGCUUCCAUUCAUCCACCUCUCAGGACAGACAGACACCAUGAGAAAGUACAUCAGCCAGGGGGCAGUGCCAAAGACGCAGCACUGGGAGAGGAGGACAUCGUCAGGCUAGCCCAGGACCAGGAGGAGAUGAAGGUAGGGUGUGCAACAUCUC